Messenger RNA from Ficedula albicollis (Collared flycatcher), 3725 nucleotides. It is a transcript of the gene OTOA, whose product is annotated as otoancorin. Lineage: Eukaryota; Metazoa; Chordata; Aves; Passeriformes; Muscicapidae. Bases 182 to 3640 code for a protein of 1152 amino acids. The transcript is spliced from 28 exons. Gene Ontology annotation, biological process: cell-matrix adhesion. Gene Ontology annotation, cellular component: cell surface. The record is from RefSeq and is a predicted model, not a curated record.
CUCCUCUCCUCCUGCCCGCUCUCCCUUUCCACCCCGCACCUCCUGAGGGUUCCCCUACUGCAUGUGGUGCUUUUUCUCAAAACUCUGGUGCGGGGAGGAAGGUGGGCACCGGCAGUGCGAGGGCUUAUCAGCAAGGCUUGUCAUUAUGAGUAUCUUUUUAUUCUAAAAAACACCAGAAGAAAUGUCCAGGCUUUUGAAGAUGUGUUUCUUGUUGAUAUCAAUGAAUCAUGCUGAGCUUGCUCACAGUCAGAACUCUGAAGAUUUGCCUCCGUUGUUACACAAAGCUGUGGAGGAAGUAAUAGCUGGGAAAUAUCUGAAUGCCCUCCUAGAUAUACUUUAUUUUCAAAGCUCUAAUGUCUGGACAGCAGAUCUGCUUACAAAAGUCAUGGCAUAUUUUCAUGCCCAGGAAGUUAUGUUUACUCUUAGCAGCCUCCAGAUGUCCAUAAAAAGUUACCUGAAGAACCUUUUAUACCAGCCCAGGCAGCUACUCUCUGAAUUGCAACAGCUUGAUCAGCAUCAGUUCCAAACUGCAAUGAAGUACCUCUUCAACAGCAAAAAGGAGCAUCUUGAAAUGGGAAAUAUUAUUCUUGACUGGGGCAAGACUAGAGAGAUAAUUUUUCAAAGCCCAGGAGUAAACAGGACCUUGUUCCUCGUAACACUGGAUAAAUGCUUCUUGGUUCUGAGCGCCCUGGACUGUGUGGAUAUCCUGAGUCAGCUUCUGCGUGUGUCAGCAGUGAGCUAUCUCCAACCUGAUGUCAUUGGGAGUCUCCCAAACCUUCUGCUGGAGGAUGCUUUCAGAAACUUAUCAUCAUUAUUCAAGGACCUCUAUGACAGAACCUCAGCAAGCACUCAGAGAGCUCUCUAUGGCUGGAUGAAGCAGAUUCUACAGAAAUCUUAUAACAUGAGUGAGUUCAAUGAAUCAACUUCUUGGGUCAGUGCAGAGAGCUUAUGGAUUUUGGGAAGAUACAUGGUCCAUCUCCCAUUAGAAGAAAUUCUGAAAAUUAGUCUCAAUGAAAUCAGACUGUUCAUUAGCUACGACAAUGCAACAAAGCAGUUGGACACGGUGUAUGAUAUCACACCAGAGCUUGCACAGGCCCUCCUGGAAAGGAUAAACUCAUCAGGAUUUGAUAUGAGGAACACUUCAACUAUCUACAGACUGGGUUUGUUGGUUUGCUUUUAUGAUGACCUGGAACAGAUGGAUGCAGCUGUGGCCCGGACUCUCCUUCAUCAAAUGAUUAAAUGCAAUCAGCUGAGAGGUUUCCAGGCAGAGGUUCAUGAGCUCAAAUCUCAACUCCUGAACAUUGCUGUGCAAAACCAGACAUUGAAUGAUACCCUUGGAUCUCUGUCAGAUGCUGUGGUUGGACUAACUUCAAGUCAGCUGGAAUCUCUGUCACCUGAAGCAGUGCAUAAUGCUGUUGCAACAUUAAACCAAGUCUCUGGGUGGGCAAAGAGCCAAGUUAUGAUUUUAGCCAAUAAAUAUCUCUCUUAUGAAAAGGUUUUAUCAUUUUACAACGUGAGCCAAAUGGGAGCCUUUGUGACAGGAAUUGGCACCCAGUCACUCCACAGCAUGAACCCUAGGGAGUUGGCUCAGAUUAUUCGAGGCACAAUGUCCCAGUACUUGUCUGACUUAUCUCCUGCACAGCAACAGGGCAUCCUCAGGAAGAUAGCUGCAUCUGGAGAUUUUUCUUCAUCAGUCAAAGAUAUACAAGGAGCUUUCUUUAAAGAAGUCUCUCUUUCUGGUUUAUGGAGUCUAACUGGAUAUAAUUCUUCAAUGCUGAAAGAAAAAGAACUAAGAAGCAGCCAGGCUUUGUAUCUGUAUGAAUUACUGUCCAAGGAAAACUAUCCUGUUGACCUUCUGAGCACAGGACAGCUUGUGAAAGGAAUUACUUGUCAACUCAUUGAAAGUAUGGACACAGACAUAUUUUUAAACAAUUUUAAAUUCUUUGAAAUGAAUCUUUAUCUGCUUUCUCCAUAUCAGGUUAAUUGUUUGGCUUGGAAAUUUUGGGAAGUCUCCAAUGCAUCCAUUCCUCCCUUCCUCUUACUGGCACUUCCUUCUGAGUACCUGGAGUACGUUACAGGCCCUUUGUGUGUCCCUUUCCUUGAACGUCUGGGGAAGACUGGAAUGGACCUUCUGAACCCAAGCCAUCACAAAAGGGAUGCUGUUCUGCAAAAAUUACAGGAGUGCUUGAACAGCUCCAUUGCUGAUGAAUAUGAUGUUGAUCUCCUUGGAAAUCUAAUCUGCCACUUACCUCCAGCCUUUCUACAUGGCAGAGUGUCCCUGAAGGCAAUGGCAGCCGCCCUACAUCAAUUCAAACUUUGCCAGCAGCUCAACCAUGAGCAGAAGACUGAAAUUAAAUACAAACUCCUUCAGUUAUAUGGCUCCUCAAACAACUGGACAGCAGAAACAACAUUAGAUGUUGGACCAUUCAUAGUUCUGCUGUCAAAAGAGGAAUUAAAUGUCCUUACUGUAAAGUUCCCAGAUAUCAUUUUACAAAUAGCAAAGACAGUUGGACCAGUUUCCUCAGCUGAAGAGCUUCUGUCAGCUGUGUUCGAGUCAGUCUCCAACGGCACUGGCAGCACCCUCCUGUCUCUCAGCAGAGCUGAUUGCUUGAGAACCAGAGCUCCUUCUUCAAAUGAAAUAAUUAAAUUAGGAGAAGCAAAUGUCUUUUGGUCAGUUCAGGAACUGAACUGCAUGGACCCAGGGACUUUUGACAAAAAUGUGGAACUUCUUGGGGCUGUCUCAGGUUUUAACAGCUCCCAGCUGACUGCCUUGAAGGAAAAAGCCAAGCAGGUUUGGGGGUUGCUGCCAGACUGGAGGAGUUACCAGAUCAUCUCCCUGGGCCGCAUUGCUCUGGCACUCACUGAGCAGGAAAUCACAGAGCUGGACCUGCACUCCAUCGACACUGUUGCUGUUCUUAGUCAGCAAACAGAGUGGACUCUCACCCAGGCAAGAGCUAUUUUGCAAGGUUUUCUAGAUGACUCUGGCCAGACCAUCAGCACACUACAAAGUUUUGACUUAGUUGGAUUAGGAGCUGUUCUCUGUGCUUUGAAUUCCACAGAAAUCAUGUCCAUAAGGACUGCUGAAUUCAGUGCUGCAAUUGCAAGAAUUGGCCUGUUGUUUUGUACCACCCCUGUUCUGAGGCACUUUAAGAAGAUGACAGAAUCCGUGUUUGGUGCUGCUACCAGCUGGAAUGGCUCAGUUUUACAGGAAAUUGGUACUAUAGCAGGUGGUUUGAAUGAGGAUGAAUUAAAAGCUUUUGAUAAAAGCUUGAUGCCAUAUUUCCAGCCAUCAGCAGUAAGACAUAUACCUCCUGAAAUUUUCCAAGCAUUGUCCCCAGAACAAAUAGCAAACCUGGGCCCUGAGAAUGCUGCCAUGGUCACAGGAUGGCAGCGGGAGCGUCUGGAUGCAGCACAGCUCCAGAGCCUGGGGCUGGCACUGGAUGGAGCCAGGAGCAGCAGCCCAGGGACACAGAGCCCUGCAGGAACUCUCCAGGAGGGGCAAACCCCAGCUCAGAGCAGUGAGUGGAGUCCUCCCUGCUCCUGCCUAGGGGAAGGGCACACAGCAGUGGGUUGUGAGGUCUCACAGCAUGCACCAGGGUUGGGCCUCUAUUCUGAGGGUGGAUUACAGUCAAUUUACUAAUCAACUUCUGUAGUCAUGCCUCAAAUCACAUUCCUGACCAAGACAAACAGCCAGGAGGAUGUUGGAUUUACUCACAACAAAAGGU